This is a messenger RNA of Manis javanica (Malayan pangolin), 534 nucleotides long. The record is from RefSeq and is a predicted model, not a curated record. NCBI's taxonomy places the organism in Eukaryota, Metazoa, Chordata, Mammalia, Pholidota, Manidae.
AUGAACCCGUUAACCACGGUGAGACUGAUUAGCAAGCUGAAUGAGUGGGAGGCCAAAACAGGCGUGCCAGCUAAGGCAUCAUGGCACUCCGUGUACAAGGACAGUGCCUGGAUCUUUGUGGGAGGGCUUCCGUGUGAACUGACCGAGGGAGAUAUCCUGUGUGUAUUCUCCCAGUAUGGGGAGAUUGUCAACAUUAAUCUCGUGCGGGAUAGGAAGUCAGCGAAGUCAAAAGGAUUCUGUUUUAUCUGCUAUGAAGAUCAGAGGAGUACAAUUUUGGCUGUCGACAAUUUUAAUGGCAUUAAAAUCAGGGGAAGAACCAUCCAAGUCAACCAUGUAUCUAACUAUCGCCCCCCUCCGGUCUUUGAGGAUGUGGAUGGUGCCACCAAAGAGCUCUGGGAGCAGGGCUGUGGGCCGCAGACCCCAUCGAGUUCAUCUGAAAGUUGCGAUGACAAAGCACUUUCCCAGCAGCAAAGACGAGGAAAACGGAGCAGAAAUAAGAUCAAAGGGAAGGCUGUACGAGUUAAAGACAAGUAG